AUGACAGGCCGCAACACGCCGAUAUCCUCAUCCGGGCUGCUCCCCAUGCCCGGAACACCAGGCUCGUCCUGGGCAACGUAUCAGUCCAGAAUGGCCAACCUGCUCCAACACCAAGAUACCAAAGUCCUAGUUGCAUUCUGGCUAUUCGGCCUAAUAAACAAUGUCCUCUACGUAAUCAUCCUCUCCGCAGCCCAAGACCUCGUCGGCUCCUCCAUCCCCAAAGGCGUCGUGCUCCUCGCCGACGUCAUGCCCUCAUUCUUCACGAAGCUCAUAGCGCCGUACUUUAUACACCGCGUUCCCUACCGAGUCAGAGUCCUCGUGUUCAUUGCCUUAUCAGCCGUCGGCAUGCUCAUGGUCGCGCUGACACCGCCUUCUAAAUCUGUGUCAGUCAAGAUGGCGGGCGUCGUGCUCGCCAGUCUUAGCAGCGGCGGCGGAGAACUGAGCUUUCUGGGUCUGUCGCACUACUACGGACAUAUCAGUAUCGUGGGAUGGGGUUCGGGGACGGGGGCAGCAGGGCUGGUGGGCGCAGGUCUGUACGUGGUGUUGACGGAGUGGUGGGGGUUUAGUGUGCGGGAUAGCUUGUUGUUUUCGGCGUGCUUACCUGCCGUCAUGUUUGUGAGCUUCUUUUUUGUGUUGCCGUUGGAGCCGUUGAGGGCGUCGUCGUUGCAGAAGGAUUAUGAGACGGUUCCGAGCCAGGAUCUUGCUGAGGACGACGUGGAAGAUAUGCCGACCGGGCCAGCAUCAUCAGCGCUGUUGGCACCUGGUCCGUCGAAUGUUCACACGGCUUAUUCGAUGGGUCAUGCGGCUGCAAAUUCCUUCGAGAACAACUUGAGGCGAGCCAAGUCGCUAUUCGUUCCGUACAUGGCACCACUUUUACUGGUAUACAUCGCAGAGUACACCAUCAAUCAAGGCGUCUCGCCGACGCUCCUCUUUCCCGUCAAAGAAUCCCCAUUCACAGAAUUCCGCGGCUUCUAUCCCUUCUACGGCUUCUUAUACCAGCUCGGCGUCUUCAUCUCUCGCUCGUCAACGCCCUUUUUCCGCAUUCACCGGCUCUACAUCCCGUCAGUACUGCAGGUCGGCAACAUGCUGCUGCUGAUAUUGCAGAGCUUGUUCUACUUCAUCCCCUCGGUGUACAUUGUGUUUAUCAUCAUAUUCUGGGAAGGCUUGCUGGGAGGCGCAGUGUAUGUGAACUGUUUCGCUGAGAUUAUGGAGAAUAUCCCCGACCAUGAGCGGGAGUUCAGUCUGAGCGCUACGACUGUGAGCGACAGUGGGGGAAUUUGCAUUGCGGCGCUUGUGAGUAUUUUGCUGGAGCCGAGUCUUUGUGCGUAUCAGGUUGCGCAUGGGAGGGGGUGGUGUCGACAGAUUGAGGCGCAACAGGGUUGA
This is a messenger RNA of Pochonia chlamydosporia 170, 1383 nucleotides long. RefSeq names its product CLN3 protein domain-containing protein. NCBI's taxonomy places the organism in Eukaryota, Fungi, Ascomycota, Sordariomycetes, Hypocreales, Clavicipitaceae. The record is from RefSeq and is a predicted model, not a curated record. The transcript is spliced from 2 exons. The coding region runs from base 1 to 1383 and encodes 460 amino acids. Gene Ontology annotation, cellular component: membrane; vacuole. Gene Ontology annotation, biological process: regulation of intracellular pH.